Molecule: messenger RNA, 558 nt
Organism: Pelobates fuscus (common spadefoot toad)
Lineage: Eukaryota; Metazoa; Chordata; Amphibia; Anura; Pelobatidae
Gene: COX7A2L
Product: cytochrome c oxidase subunit 7A-related protein, mitochondrial
Exons: 3
Coding region: 67-414 (115 amino acids)
Biological process (GO): mitochondrial electron transport, cytochrome c to oxygen; regulation of oxidative phosphorylation; mitochondrial respirasome assembly
Source: RefSeq, a predicted model, not a curated record
CCUUCCUUCUUUCACAGCCUCACACAGUGUGUGUGCUCUUCCUGAAGCCUGCCUGAGGUCGUCACCAUGUACUAUAAGUUUAGCAGCUUCACACAGAAACUGGUCGGGGCAUUGCCCACUGAGGCCUACCACCCACAGGGACUGAGACCUUCCGUUUACUCUGAAGCACCUGUAGCUAUCUUUUCCAGCCCAACAAAAUUAUCAGCGGAUUCUUCAUCAGCAGCAGAAUAUUUGGGAAAGAACAGAGUCCCAGAACUGCAAAAACUUUUCCAGAAAUCUGAUGGCAUUCCAGUACAUUUGAAACGAGGCGUCCCUGAUCGGCUCCUAUAUCGUACUACUAUGGCAUUGACACUUGGAGGGACCAUCUACUGUCUUAUAGCCCUGUACCUGGCAGCACAGCCUAAAAAGAAAUAACACCCGCAGAUGAAUGGAACUUAAAUACAUUUGACUCUCAUGGAACAUCAACAAACCAUCGUCUUUGAUUUUUGAGCUUAUUUUUAUACCUCCACAUAUUUCCAUCUGUUAUGUUUUUAAACUGAUAAAAGUUCCCUACCUCUC